UCAUAUUUUAGUGGGGCUUAGGUUAAGUUAAACCUCCCGAUUAAACCCGUUGUCCCGACCAAUGCUCUGCUGUAGUAGGCGUUGCACACUUCAACUCGCUUCCUCAGCAGCCAUACACUGUGUCUCUUUUUCGUGUUAGUGGUUUUAGGGUUUGCUUUUCUGAAUUUCAACAGCAUUUUCGGUGGUUUUCUUUUUCUGCGAAUUUUAAAGAAUUGGAAAAUGAAGAAUCUGAAGCUGUAUUCGGAGCUGUUACUGAACCUCGAUUUGCAGUCCAAGGAAGAGUCUAUACUUUUCUCCGCAUUUGAUAUCGAACGCAGCCGCUUAUUCUUCGCUUCCUCUGCCAAUUUCCUUUAUACUCUUCCUCUGUCUUCCUUCCAGAAUGGAGCAUGGAAGACAACCUCAUCAUCCAUGGAAGUUGAUCAAAUCGAUUUGGAACCUGGGGACUUCAUCACUUCCUUUGAUUAUCUCAUGGAGAAAGAGGCGUUGAUGGUGGGAACUUCUAAUGGACAUCUGAUGCUGCAUAUUGUGGAUGGUCAUUCAACAGAAGUUGUUGGUCAAGUGGAGGGUGGCGUAAAGUGCAUCUCACCCAGUCCGGAUGGGGAUCUGCUUGGCAUAAUUACUGGUUUUGGGCAGAUACUAGUGAUGACACAUGAUUGGGAUUUGUUGUAUGAGACUGCACUGGAGGAUCUUCCAGAUGGUGUUGACGUACUGACUAGAUUAUGGUUUCAGGUGAACCAAAAUGUUGAGAGCCCCAUUUCUUGGCGAGGUGACGGAAAAUACUUUGUAACACUAAGUGAAGAGUUGAACUCUACUUCCUCGCUUAAGAGGCUUAAAGUAUGGGAGCGAGAUUCGGGAACACUGCAUGCAGCUUCAGAAUCAAAGUCGUUUGUGGGUUCUGUGUUAGAAUGGAUGCCUAGUGGAGCAAAAAUUGCAGCUGUUUAUGACAGGAAAGCAGAGAAUAAGUGUCCUUCAAUUGUGUUGUUUGAAAGGAAUGGAUUGCAGAGAAGCUUGUUUAGCAUUAAUGAACAUGUAGAUGCAACAGUAGAAAUUCUGAAGUGGAAUUGUAGUUCAGAUCUUCUCGCAGCUUUAGUUAGAUGUGAAAAUUUUGACUGUUUAAAGAUCUGGUUUUUAAGUAAUAAUCACUGGUAUUUAAAACAUGAAAUUAGAUACUUGAGACAGGAUGGAGUGAAGUUCCUCUGGGAUCCAAUGAAGCCACUGCAGUUAAUUUGCUGGACUCGUGGUGGCCAAAUCAUGCUAUACAAGUUCAUCUGGAAUACGGCUGUCAUGGAGAACUCAACUGCAUUAGUUAUUGAUGACUCCAAGAUACUUGUAACCCCUCUGUCUUUAUCCCUAAUGCCACCUCCUAUGUAUUUAUUCAACUUUAAAUUUCCAAGUGCUGUCCGGGACAUGGCAUUAUAUUCCAGGGAUUCGAAGAAUCAUUUGGCUGCUUUUCUUUCAGAUGGAUGUUUGUGUAUUGUAGAGCUUCCUCCACUUGAUACUUGGGAAGAAUUUGAAAGCAAAGAAUUUUUUGUUGAAGCUUCCGUAUCUGAUUUUCCAUUUGGAUCAUUUAUACAUUUUACAUGGUUGGACUCACAUAUGAUCCUUGCUGUUUCUCACUAUGGGCUUAGUAAUAGUAAUUUAUCCCGUGGUUCAUUGAGUGAGGAUGGAUUUGUUGGCUUCUAUUUGCAGGAAAUUGAACUUGCAUGUUCCGAGGAUCAUGUUCCAGGAUCUGUCACUUGCUCAGGCUGGCAUGCAAAAGUAUCCUGUAGAAACUCUUUAGAAAAUAUGGUUAUUGGCAUUGCUCCUAAUCCUGCAAAAAACUGUUCAGCAUUUGUUCAGUUUUAUGAUGGAAAAAUCUGUGAGUAUAUAACAAAAAUUGGCAUCUCCAGAGGAGCUGUGAAACAUGAUAAUUGGAGUCUCUCAUCAGCUUGCCCUUGGAUGAGUGUGGUGCCAGUUGGGGACCAUGGAUCAUUGAAGCCUUUGCUUUUUGGACUUGAUGAUAUUGGGAUGCUGCAUGUUAGUGGGAAGGUUUUAUGCAAUAACUGUAGCAGUUUCUUCUUUUACUCAAAUUUGGCUGACCAAGUGGUCACACAUCUAAUUCUUGCAACUAAGCAGGAUUUGCUUUAUAUUGUUGACAUAAAUGAUAUAUUGAAUGGGGAGUCAGAAAUAAAAUAUGAGAACUUUAUUCAUGUUAACAAAAGGAAAGAAGAAGAUAACAUAAACUUCAUAAAUAUAUGGGAGAGAGGUGCCAAAAUUGUUGGUGUUCUGCAUGGAGAUGAAGCUGCUGUCAUAUUGCAAACAACUCGGGGAAACCUUGAAUGCAUUUACCCAAGAAAAUUGGUUCUGACGUCUAUUUGCAAUGCAUUGGUCCAGCGGCGCUUUAGAGAUGCACUACUCAUGCUGAGGCGGCAUAGGAUUGAUUUUAAUGUCAUUGUUGAUCAUUGUGGUUGGCAAGUAUUCCUCCAAUCAGCUUCAGAGUUUGUUAGGCAGGUUAACAGUUUGAACUACAUAACUGAGUUUGUUUGUGCCAUAAAAAAUGAAAACAUUAUGGAGACCUUAUAUAAAAACUUUAGUUCUCUGCCUUGCCUGAAAGGAAGUAAAGAUUUUCAAGCCAGAGAUUCUGUUGGUCCUGAUAGCACUAACAAGGUUACUUCCAUCCUGGCAGCCAUAAGGAAGGCUCUUGAGGAACAGUUACCAGAGAGUCCUGCAAGGGAGCUUUGCAUUUUAACAACUUUAGCUCGUAGCAACCCUCCUGCUCUUGAAGAGGCUCUGGAGAGAAUAAAAGUUAUCCGUGAAAUGGAAUUACUAGGUUCUAUAGACCCAAGGAGAAUGUCUUUCCCCUCUGCUGAAGAGGCCUUGAAGCAUUUAUUAUGGUUGUCUGAUACUGAUGCUGUGUAUGAAGCUGCUUUAGGCCUUUAUGAUUUGAACCUUGCAGCAAUUGUGGCCCUGAACUCUCAGCGGGACCCUAAAGAAUUUCUUCCUUUUCUGCAAGAACUGGAACAUAUGCCUGUUGUGUUAAUGCGUUACAAUAUUGAUCUUAGGUUGCAUAGAUUUGAGAAGGCUCUCAAGCACAUUGUUUCUGCAGGGGAUGCGUAUUAUUCUGAUUGUAUGAACCUAAUGAAGAAAAAUCCUCACCUUUUCCCAUUGGGGCUUCAAUUGAUCAAUGAUCCUUCUAGAAGGAGGCAAGUCCUUGAGGCUUGGGGAGAUCAUCUUAGUGAUGAAAAAUGCUUUGAGGAUGCUGCUACAACUUAUUUGUGCUGUUCCAGUUUAGAAAAGGCUUUUAAGUCAUAUCGUGCUUGUGGCAACUGGAGUGGAGUGCUUACUGUUGCUGGGCUCCUUAAACUGGGAAAAGAAGAGAUAAUCAAGUUGGCUCAUGAGCUUUGUGAAGAACUUCAAGCUCUUGGUAAACCAAGGGAAGCAGCAAAAAUUGCGCUAGAGUAUAUUGGAGACGUUAACGCUGGGAUUAGUUUGUUAAUUAGUGCAAGGGACUGGGAGGAUGCUUUGAGGGUUGCUUUUAUGCACAAUAUCCAGGAUUUGAUUUCAGAAGUGAAGAAUGCCUCCCUGGAGUGUGCAAGCUUGCUUAUUGGUGAAUAUGAGGAAGGUUUAGAGAAAGUAGGGAAGUACUUAGUCCGAUAUUUAGCUGUACGACAAAGAAGAUUACUUCUUGCUGCAAAGCUCCAGGCAGAAGAACAGUCAAUGAAUGAUCUAGAUGAUGACGCUGCUUCUGAAACUAGCAGUAACUUAAGUGGAAUGAGUGCUUACACUACAGGAACAAGGAGUAGUGGUGUUACUUCUAUCAGCUCAAGUGCAGCUAGCAAGGCAAGAGAUACCAGACGUCAGAGGAAGAGAGGAAAAAUUCGUCCUGGAAGUGCUGGUGAGGAGAUGGCUCUGGUAGAGCAUUUGAAGGGUAUGUCUCCAACAGAUGGAGCAAAACUUGAGCUAAAAUCUCUGUUGCUUUCCCUUGUGAUGCUUGGGGAGGUAGAAAUUGCAAGGAAGCUACAACGUGCUGGAGAGAACUUUCAAUUGUCUCAACUGGCAGCAGUAAGGCUAGCUGAAGAUACAAUGUCUAAUGAUAGAAUGGAUGACCAGAUACAUACUUUGGAGCAUUAUACACAGAAAAUGAGACUUGAAGUGCAGAAUUCUGAAGCUUUCUUUUGGCGGUGUAAAGUAUUCCCCUUUUAAAAAGACAACUAUUUGCUCGCGGUGUGUAAUUGCAGAGUCUAUGAUCUGUGCGCCUGCAGCUGAAGCUGAUAUUUGGAAAGUGAAGGUAGCAUAUGAGGAGAGGAGGAGAUUGGAGGAUAAAGGAAGGGUAUAAUUAACAUACCUUGUCUCCUUAUUGGAUCUUAUACAGCCAUUAAGCAGGUUGAAUCAGAAAAGGAGGUUCCGAAGUUGUAUGCAUAUACUACGGACUGUAGUCAAACGAUUGGAAUCAUUCAAUACGGUGGAGGGAACAGUUCCCUUUAAGCACCAACUUUUUGCCAAAAUUGUGACCUUUUUGUUUAGCGGAAUUUGAAUAAGCCUUUUAAUUAUGUGUUACUUUCAAGAGUAACAUGCAACGAACAUAGUGUUUCACACACUAUCAUGUCAACAGUGAAUAGUAUUGAAGUUUAGUGAACUUGGUAUUUAAGACCAGUGAUUGCUUGUUCGUAUUA
Ziziphus jujuba (common jujube) is the source of this 4652-nucleotide messenger RNA. Its product is annotated as elongator complex protein 1. Gene Ontology annotation, cellular component: cytosol; elongator holoenzyme complex. Lineage: Eukaryota; Viridiplantae; Streptophyta; Magnoliopsida; Rosales; Rhamnaceae. Gene Ontology annotation, molecular function: protein binding; tRNA binding. The coding region runs from base 220 to 4182 and encodes 1320 amino acids. The transcript is spliced from 6 exons. The record is from RefSeq and is a predicted model, not a curated record. Gene Ontology annotation, biological process: tRNA wobble base 5-methoxycarbonylmethyl-2-thiouridinylation.